AUGUAUUCAUAUCUUCCUUGGUCCUGUUGGGCAAACCUACCGACUGCCUUCCAGUUGUAUCCUGUUCCGCUUUUGCACCAUCUUGAUUUUUUUGGUGGGACGGUGAAGCACUUCAGUCUAAAUAAUGCACAUCCUACUGCAGCAAUGAGCCGUUAUCUGACACCAUCAAAAGUCGCCUUGCUAUGCCUCGUGCAUAUCUAUACUGAAGGUGUUGUCCCCAACUCAUCAGCUAUUCACGUCCUCUCGUUCAUUGUUGCUUAUUUGAGUUCGGUGGGCGCGGGGGACACUACCCCUUCCUCGGAGGCUUGGACGAAGCAGCAUUCCGUGUCUAUCAAGGACCUAGAGGAUGCCUUGAUAACACAGCCCUCUUCAAUACCCGGUCGCUCCAUCUGGGACUUGUUUCUCCGGAAGUUAUGGUCAAUUGACUCGUGCGAUGCAUUGGAAGUUUUCUUUACGGAAAUAUCGACAAUCCUCGCAAAAACUCGGGAAGAGCAAAUUAGAGAGAGGGAUGCUGGCCUCGCUCCGGAGACCAACUGUAUGCGCCUAUCACGAUGCUCCCCAUUGGGCGCAUUCGUGCGAAGAGCUCAGCUGGAAUUCACGAGACUCCAAUUUCACGAUUCGGUAAACCUAUGGAAAGGUUUCGUCAAGUACCGGCUUUCGACAUACCGCACAUGGGCUCGCAAGAACCCCUCUGAUGAACAGCCGUCGGUUGACAUCAACCUUCUAGAUCUCGGCCUUGAGACAAACAGUCGUCUUGCGCAGGUCGCUUACGGGCAUAUUGAACACGAAGAAGACGAUCGAUAUGUCAGCACGAAGGAAGUUGAGCGGCUUCUGGAGUUCCAAAUCGGCGAGCUACAGAGAUUUGGCGGGAGAGUCCCGGAAGAGAUGAAGGCUCAGCUGGAACGCAUAAUCGAAGCCGGGGUAACUUUACCUAACCUGGUCCAUUACCUUCGCUUUCUCGAUUCUUGGAGGGCCGGGGACUACCCAUCGUCUUUUGACAGCCUCCAUCGCUACUUUGACUACACAAUGCAUAGCCGAGAUAAAGCCUCCUAUCAAUAUGCGCUGCUGAAUCUUGCCAUACUCCAGGCGGACUUUGGGUGUUAUGGGGAGGCAGUAUCUGCAAUGCAGGAAGCUGUCUCGAUUGCCAGGGAGUCUCACGACAUGAACUGCCUGAAUUUCUGCAUGAGCUGGUUGUACCAUUUCGGAAAGGCAUUUCCGGAACUUAUUAAAGAUAUACAGACUACUGGUAUGCUAGGAAACGAGAAAGAAGGGCUCGCUUUUCUCAAAGCGAAAGCGAAAGAGACAGAGAUGUGGAGCUUGUUAAGCACAACGCUUCUUAGUGAGGCGAAGCUCGAACUUCAAAAUGGAGAGAGUCUAGCAUCGGCAAUUGAAAAUGUAGUCCGAGCGUCGCAUCUCAACGUCACGAAGAAUCUGUCGAAUUCCACGGGCCCACAGCUCUUACUUCAGACUGCGCUGUAUUCCAGAAUAGGAGCCGCACAUCUCGCCUGGCUAGGUAGCGAGACAUUCCGCCAUUGCUACCGAAAUUGUGCGCCGUUUGAGGACUAUCUCAAAAGCACAUUCCGAAGCUGCCAACUACUAGCGCAGCAGGGCCGAUACAGCGAUGUUUCCGUUCACAUGAAUCAAAUCAGUCCUGAAAGGCUUCGUUCAUUGAAGACAAGCCAGUACUGGGCAUUCUUCUCCGGCGUGCUUCAACUUCGGCGCAAAAUAUACAAGUAUGUCCGCUCUCCAUCGCUCAAGUCUCAGUCCCUAACAGUGACCAGUGACGACCGAACAGCGGCUGGUUACCUGCUCUCUCAACUACAAUCCAUCAAACUUCCAGAUAGCGAUUUGUCCUUUCUAUUAUCUUUCCUUUCCAUCGACUUUAUGAUCCGCCAAGCGAAUUACACUGGAGCUCUAGAACUCAUCGAAGAAACGGCGCAAUCCAUCCACCAAGACAACUUCGACAUCCAACCUCAGGUCAAACUUCUCUGUCUAAAGGCUCGCAUAUUUGAGAAGACGGGCCAGCCUCAGCGCGGGUUUUCCUUGGCAAUGAGAGCUGCAAACAUCGCUCAUCGUUCGAGACUGCUUCCUAGUUUGUGGGAGGCCAUUUGCGCUCUAGGAGCUGUCCUUUUGAGCCUCCAGGAAUUCGAAGCAGUCUCUGAGAUGAUCGAGAGCAUUAUGCCACAAGUCCUGGAAUCAAACGAUUGUGAUCUCGCGGCACACGCAUACUCUCUUCUCGUCGAUGCGAAUAUGGGUAUCGCUGGCAAGCUCUGGAGCGCUGGUAAGAACACGCCGGCCAAGAAGGAGUGUAUGAACCGUGCUUUGGGCUAUCUUGAUUGUGCUUACGACCAGUAUGAAGAGAUUGAGGACAUUAGAGGACAGUGCGAGAUGAUGGCCAAGAAGGCUACUGUGAUGCAUCUUACGGGCGAUUCGGUUCUUGCCAACGACUACGCUGCAAAGUAUCUAGACCUUCAGAGGCAGAGGAGCUCAAUGGCUUAG
Messenger RNA from Aspergillus calidoustus, 2499 nucleotides. The record is from the annotation of a GenBank genome assembly. NCBI's taxonomy places the organism in Eukaryota, Fungi, Ascomycota, Eurotiomycetes, Eurotiales, Aspergillaceae.